GCGGGACAUCCGACGGCGCAAGUUGGACAUAAAGUGACAGAUUUCACCUCCUUAAAAUUGGACGAAAAAGCCACGGACGACGCGUUACAACUUGUUAAACAUUUGUAAUGAUUUUCAGACAUGGACGACAUAAAUCUACAUUAUCGUUUGUUGAACUGGAGGAGGCGAAUCCGCGAAAUUCGUGACGUGCGAGCUGUGCGAUACCGGGAGCGACUGAAAAGAAUGCUAAGAGAUGGAGACAUAAUCAGGUAUCAAGGAAACUCAGAUGAGGUUGGCUGUUUUGUGGCAGCCAGGCCGUUGUCAAAAAGAAAUCGCUAUUUUGAAGUGACCAUCAUCGAUACGGGAGUGAGGGGCAUGAUCGCUGUUGGUUUGGUUCCUCAGUUGUAUAAGCUGGACCAUCAGCCUGGGUGGCUGCCUCAUUCUGUCGCCUUUCAUGCUGAUGAUGGCAAGCUGUACAAUGGCAACACUGUAGGCCAGCAGUUUGGUCCAAAGUGCUGCAGAGGCGACAGAAUUGGCUGUGGUAUAUCACUGGACUCUGAAGACGGACAGUUAACUGUGUUUUUUACCAAGAAUGGAAAGGAAGUAGGCAGUGUGGAAAUCCCAGUGUCUCCUGAUGCUCUGUACCCUGCUGUGGGUAUGCACUCUUUGGGGGAGGAAGUGCUGCUGGACUUGCACGCUGAAUGGGGGAUGGAGGAGGAUGAUGGACUGAUGAUAGUGGACAGUCAUGAAGAGGACUGGGCUCGUCUCCAUGACGUCAAGGUGACGGGCACGAUGCUGGAGUAUGUGGGGAAAGGGAAGAGCAUCGUGGACGUGGGUUUGGCUCAGGCACGUCGGCCUCUCAACACACGCUUCCACUACUAUGAGCUGGAGAUCACAGAUGCUGGAGAAAAGUGUUAUAUCGCCCUGGGGCUGGCACGCAGGGACUAUCCAAAAAAUAGACACCCAGGUUGGAGCAGAGGGUCUAUAGCUUAUCAUGCAGAUGAUGGAAAGUUGUUUCAGGGCAGUGGCGUUGGAGACGCCUUCGGCCCACGCUGCUUUGAAGGUGACAUUAUGGGCUGUGGAAUCAUGUUCCCACGAGACUACAGCCUUGAUUGUGGAGAUGAUGAAGACGACUGGGACCUCGAUGUGUUUCCCAAACCCAGUGAGGUUCAGAAUGACUUGUAUGCAAACAAUGAAGAUGAGGAGGAGGAAGAAGGAGAAGAUGUGGAGGGGACAAAAGUCAUGGUUUUCUUCACCCGAAAUGGAAAGGUGGUGGGUCGAAGGGAGGUGGCCUUACCAGCAGGAGGCUUCUACCCCACCAUCGGUAUGAUGAGCACUGGGGAGAAGGUCAGAGUGGACCUCCACCCCCUCAGUGGCUGAAGUAAAAGCUGAGUGGGGAAUCUAGACCAAGGAAGGACUGAGGUCAAAAUUUAUGAAAAAAAAAAAAAAAAAAAAACGGGCAAAAACAACUGUUACAGUUGCAUCAACUCUCCAAGACGUAAUGUCAGAAGUCACUCCAGAGUAGAGGUUCCUCAUGCUCUAAGAAUGUUUGAAUGUGCUGGCCAAUGGUGUAUAUUUAUAAAUGUGUGCCUCAAAAAGUGCUUUUAAAUGCUGUGGGUUUAUGAGAAAUUGUUGAAUUAGAUUAUAAGGGUAAAACACUAUAUUUGAAAGGGCAAUCUAAUGACACAACGGUGUCUAAAUUAGGUUUUUUUUUUUACCAGAAUAAUGAAUGUAUGAAUGAUAGAGCAGGCCCUGAUUUAUAAAUGAGCCUCUUUACUCCCUUUGAUAAUCAGCAAUAAUAUUUGAGCAGAGAUGUAGCACUGCUUACAGCCUGCAGUCACAUAGAGGAUGUCUUUAUGCUGCGCUGCUUCUCCUCUGAGCUGACGGUGGAGUUUUACUGACACUCAGUGGUGAAACUGAAAAAAAAAAAAAAGUCUUCUAAAAAACAAUAAUGCACUUAAUGAACUGUGAGUUUGUAUGUGUCACUAAAACCAGCUGCAUCGUGGCUAUGUGUGGGUGUGGGGGCUUGUUCUGACACGGAGUCAUUCCACUGAGUUUUUAUGGCAUAUUUUGUGGUAACAUUGCAAGAAAUGUAAAAGCUAUAGAAGCCACAUGCAAUAGGAAAUGGAGGAUAAUUAAGUGUAAUAACAAUUUGUUGAAAUUGAAUCCAAUACAUCAUUGUGAAGAGGAGGAAGUGCAGGCAAAAGUCAAAUUUAAUUACUUAUUGUAGCCUUUGUUUUCCAUUUUUAAUAUUAAGCAGAAACUAAGUAAAAAAUAAGAAUAACACCGAAAGUGAGAGUCACAUGUUAAGUUUAAGUAUAAGAAUAACUUAAACAAUAAAAUACAUUUUUAUGACCAUUUUCCAUGUUUCCCACCCACAAAUUUAUCUUUACAGAAAGAAAGGUUCUGGUAGUUGCCUCUCGAUCAUGAAAUAUUUAAGACAAAACAGCAACUUAUUUGUGAAAAGAGGAAAAAUGUUGAAGAGCGAUUCUUGUGAGGAUUACGCUGACCAUACAAGUAUAAAUAAUGAUUAAACAUAUGUCAUGGUUGAUUGUUUUUAUUUUAGUAUUUGAAUGUUUUAUUAAAUUAACUUGAAAUGAAGCCAUAAGUAAGUUUUGCUGCUCUCAGGAAUAUUUGAGAAUCAAAAACUUUUUUUUUUCUUUCGGGGUGGGGAUGUUGAAUGUUUUUUAUCACAAAAUGUUUUAUGUUUUCUUUACUUGUAAUCUUUUUUUUUUUUUUUUUUUUUUUUUUUUUUUUUUACAUUGUAUCACUGUAAUUCUUGUUUUGCCACAGAAUCUAUAAGAAAUUUGUGAUCAGCUGGAUAUAUGGUUUUUACUUGCAGGUCAGUGGGUUAGUUCUAGAGCAAACGUCAUCUUUUUUGUGUGAUGCCAAAUUUUUCAUAAAUCCUUUGUCUGUUUACCCAAAUUCCAAAUGAAAAAGCUGCUUUAAUUAUCAAUCUAUGCUAAACUUUUCACAGGUUUCCCUGCAGAUUUUUGUUUUUUAAGCUGUGACUUUAAAACGGACAGUGGGCUGUUUAUCGCUGGAGAAAAGGGAUUGAACUUUAAUCUGAAAAGCUGUAUUUUAAUGAAACUCAGAUUUUCUUUGACUUCACAGAAACUGAUCUUCAGGCCUGUGUAAUUAUCAGACUAUUUGUUUUAAACACGUGACCUAAUAAGUGCCUGUUGGAAACGUCUGCUUUGGGUCUCUUUAUUAAACCACACAGCACGUGGUGAAACCCACGCUGGUGUUGAAACG
Molecule: messenger RNA, 3234 nt
Organism: Sphaeramia orbicularis (orbiculate cardinalfish)
Lineage: Eukaryota; Metazoa; Chordata; Actinopteri; Kurtiformes; Apogonidae
Product: SPRY domain-containing protein 3-like
Exons: 11
Coding region: 121-1359 (412 amino acids)
Molecular function (GO): protein binding
Source: RefSeq, a predicted model, not a curated record